Baudoinia panamericana UAMH 10762 is the source of this 6345-nucleotide messenger RNA. RefSeq lists its product as uncharacterized. Gene Ontology annotation, molecular function: fatty acid synthase activity; enoyl-[acyl-carrier-protein] reductase (NADH) activity; [acyl-carrier-protein] S-malonyltransferase activity. The record is from RefSeq and is a predicted model, not a curated record. Lineage: Eukaryota; Fungi; Ascomycota; Dothideomycetes; Mycosphaerellales; Teratosphaeriaceae. The coding region runs from base 1 to 6345 and encodes 2114 amino acids. Gene Ontology annotation, cellular component: fatty acid synthase complex. Gene Ontology annotation, biological process: long-chain fatty acid biosynthetic process. The transcript has 3 exons.
AUGGCGGCUAACCGUAUUUCUUUCCAGCAGGCAGCGCGACCUGCACCCGGUCGCAGCCAGAGCAUAGCAAUGUACGGCCAGAACAAUGGCAGCCAGACAGGCGUCAGCACGCCCCGAUCGCAGGCUGUCUCACGACCACUCACCCUCACUCACGGCUCGCUAGAAUACAACUUCCUUAUUCCGACAGCGCUGCACUUCAAUGCAAAUCAGCUAAAGACUCAAUUUCUGGCAACAUUGCCGCAACCUACAGACGAGCUUGCUCAGGAUGACGAGCCAUCUUCGGUCCCGGAGCUUGUGGCUCGGUAUCUUGGCUUCAUUGCCAAGGAGGUAGACGAAGGCGAAGAUGUGGGCACGUACGAUGAGGUGUUGAAGCUCGUCACCCAAGAGUUCGAGAGAGCUUUCUUGCGUGGCAACGAGGUUCAUGCGCUCGCCGCCACUUUGCCCGGCAUUCCCGAGAAGAAGCUCAUUACCGUCAAGUCUUACUACGCAGCUCGUUCAGCGUCAAAUCGGCCGAUAAGAGCUCACGAGUCAGCGCUGUUCCGAGAAGUGUCUGACGAUGCUGCUGUCGUCUACUCCGUGUUCGGCGGACAGGGUAACAUCGAGGAGUACUUCGAUGAGCUGCGCGAAAUCCACGACACCUACCGAUCCCUCGUCGAUGACUUUGUUCAGACGGCCGCGGCGCUAUUGCAGAACCUUGCACGGGAUCCGCAGGCAGAGAAGAUGUAUGCGAAAGGUUUGGACGUCAUGCGGUGGUUGCACAAGCCUGACUCCCAGCCUGACAUCGACUACCUCGUAUCCGCACCCGUGAGCUUUCCCUUGAUUGGCCUUACGCAGCUUGCGCACUACGUUGUGAUGUGCAGAGUGCUGGGCACCCAUCCGGGUCACAUUCGUGAACGCUUCGCUGGCACAACUGGUCAUUCUCAGGGCGUGGUCACGGCUGCCGCAAUUGCCGCUUCCAGCAGCUGGGAGAGCUUUGACAAGGCCGCAAGAGGUGCCCUCACAACUUUGUUCUGGAUUGGUGCGCGCAGCCAACAGGCGUACCCUCGCACUUCGCUUGCGCCGAGCGUUCUGCAAGACUCCAUCGACAGCGGCGAAGGCACUCCGACUCCCAUGCUUUCAGUCCGCGACCUGCCCAGAGAGACACUCCAGAAGUACAUUGACGCUACCAAUGAGCACCUGCCCAAAGAAAGGCACAUUGGCAUCUCUUUGGUGAACAGCGCUCGGAACUUCGUCGUAACCGGCCCGCCCAUGUCUCUGUACGGUCUCAACCUCCAGCUUCGAAAAGUAAAAGCACCAACUGGACUCGACCAGACCCGCAUACCCUAUACCGACCGCAAAGUGCGUUUCGUAAGCCGCUUCCUGCCCAUCACUGCGCCUUUCCACAGCCCAUAUCUGGGCGAUGCGAUACAUCACCUCGAGACUGACCUCAAAGACGUCGUUAUCACGCCUCAUGAGCUUGGCAUCCCAGUGUACUGCACGUAUACCGGCAAUGACAUCCGUCAGGACAAGUCUGAUAACGUUGUGCCGGCACUCGUCCGCAUGAUCUGCAAAGAGCCGGUGAAUUGGGAGAAGGCGACCGUCAUGCCAAAUGCUACACACAUCCUCGACUUCGGACCAGGCGGGAUUUCUGGCCUCGGCGUCCUCACCAAUCGUAACAAGGAUGGUACCGGCGUCCGGGUGAUCUUGGCGGGUACCAUGGAUGGUACGAACACCGAGGUUGGCUACAAGCCCGAGAUCUUCGACCGUGAUGCGGAGCAUGCGGUGCAAUAUGCGGUGGAUUGGGUGAAAGAGUACGGUCCAAAGCUCGUCAAGGAUUCGGUUGGCCAGACAUAUGUGGACACCAAGAUGAGCAGACUACUAGGCUUACCUCCAGUCAUGGUUGCUGGCAUGACGCCGUGCACCGUACCUUGGGACUUUGUGGCUGCUACCAUGAACGCUGGCUAUGAGAUCGAACUUGCAGGAGGCGGGUACUACAACGACAAGAGCAUGACCGAGGCCAUCUCCAAGAUCGAGAAGGUCAUCCCUGCUGGUCGUGGCAUCACCAUCAACCUUAUCUACGUCAAUCCGAGAGCGAUGGCAUGGCAGAUUCCGCUCAUUGCCAGACUACGCGCCGAAGGUGUGCCCAUUGAGGGCCUCACCAUUGGUGCUGGUGUGCCAUCGAUUGAGGUGGCGAUUGAGUACAUCGAGACUCUUGGGAUCAAGCACAUGGGUUUCAAGCCAGGCUCAGUCGAAGCCAUCCAGGCUGUCAUCAACAUUGCCAAGGCUAAGCCUGACUUCCCGGUGAUGCUUCAGUGGACCGGAGGUCGUGGUGGUGGCCAUCACUCUUUCGAAGACUUCCAUCAGCCAAUGCUGUCCAUGUACAGCCGUCUGCGCCGAUGCCCAAACAUCGUACUCCUCGCAGGAUCCGGUUUUGGCGGCGCCGAAGACACUUACCCGUACCUUAACGGUGAGUGGGCACGCAAAUUCGGUUACCCACCAAUGCCGUUCGAUGGUGUGCUCUUUGGUAGUCGCUGCAUGGUCGCGAAAGAAGCACACACUUCGCGCGCUGCCAAGCAGGCCAUCGUCGACGCACCGGGUCUGGAGGAUAAUGAAUGGGAGAAGACCUACAAGGGUCCAGCUGGCGGCGUUAUCACCGUGCGCUCCGAGAUGGGUGAGCCUAUUCACAAGCUUGCCACUCGCGGCAUCAAAUUUUGGGCGGAGAUGGACCAGAAGAUCUUCAAUUUGGACAAAGCCAAGCGCGUCCCGGAGCUGAAGAAGAACCGCGAGUACAUUAUCCAGAAGCUCAAUGACGACUUCCAGAAGCCGUGGUUUGGUCGCAACAAGGCUGGCGAAUCCGUUGAUCUGGAGGAUAUGACCUAUGGCGAGGUCGUUCGGAGGAUGGUCGACUUGAUGUAUGUCAAGCACGAGAAGCGUUGGAUCGAUAAGAGUCUUGCACGUUUGACUGGCGACUUCAUUCGUCGUGUUGAAGAGCGCUUCACGGGCAGUGACGGGACAGGGUCCAUCAUCCAGAAUUAUAGCGAGCUGGACCAGCCGUACGAGACCGUUGAAAAGGUUCUCAAGGCGUACCCAGAGGCUGACGUUCAGCUCAUCAACGCGCAGGAUUGCCAGCACUUCUUAAUGCUGUGCCAGCGCCGAGGUCAGAAGCCCACACCUUUCGUUCCCUGCUUGGACGAUACCUUCGAGUUCUUCUUCAAGAAGGAUUCACUCUGGCAGUCUGAAGAUCUGGAAGCCGUAGUGGAUCAGGAUGUUGGCCGUGUGGCGAUCUUGCAAGGGCCAAUGGCUGCGAAAUACUCCACCAAGGUUGACGAGCCGAUCAAGGAGAUUCUGGACAGCGUGCACAAUGGUCAUAUUGAGUUCUUGACGAAGGACUUGUAUGCCGGGCAGCAGAACAAGAUCCCAGUUGUCGAAUACUUCGGCGGCAAGCUCAUCGAAGCCAGCGACGAGGUCAAUCUGGAUGGCGUGACUGCGUCCGAGAUGGAGACUAAGACACUAUACCGUAUUGCAGGCUUGACAAAUACUCCUCUGCCAGCCUUGGACAACUGGAUGCAGCUGCUCGGCGGCAAAGGCCAUACGUGGAGGCAUGCUUUCUUCACUGCGGACGUGUUCGUGCAAGGCCAGCGAUACGACACAAACCCGAUGCAACGAAUCUUCGCGCCGUCGCCAGGUCUGGUGGUGGAGAUACAUUAUCCGAAUGACCCUAAGCGCACCGUUGUUCUUGUCAAGGAAACGCUACAAGGCAAGUAUGUGCAGACUGUCGAGAUCGGCCCGAUAUCAGGCAAUGAGAUCCCGCUGAAGAUGAUUGAACACCGCACUGUCACGGGCAAGCCUAUUGCGCUUCCGCUGAAGUUCACUUACCACCCUGAGACCGGCUAUGCUCCGAUCAGAGAGGUUAUGGACGCCCGCAACGACCGUAUCAAGCAGUUCUACUACCGAAUUUGGUUCGGCGACGAAGCUGUCCCCUUCGACACCCCGGUUACUAGCCGAUUCGACGGUGGCAGGGCUACUGUUACCAGUGAAGCUAUCAACGAUUUCGUGCAUGCGGUCGGCAACACCGGCGAGGCAUUCGUCGACCGACCGGGCAAGGAGGUCUUCGCGCCUAUGGAUUUCGCCAUUGUUGUGGGCUGGAAGGCUAUUACGAAGCCCAUCUUCCCACGCAAGAUUGAUGGUGAUCUGCUGAAGCUCGUUCACUUGUCCAACGGCUUCCGUAUGAUCCCGGGUGCCUCUCCGUUGAAAAAGGGGGACGUCCUUGACACUACCGCCGAGGUCAAUGCCGUGAUCAACCAGGACUCUGGCAAGAUGGUGGAAGUCUGCGGUACGAUCACUCGUGACGGCGAGCCAGUCAUGGAGGUUACCAGCCAAUUCCUUUAUCGUGGCGCCUACACCGACUUCGAGAACACCUUCCAACGCAAGGUCGAGACCCCAAUCCAGGUACAUCUCUCCAGCACGAAGGAUGUCGCAGUGCUGCAAUCCAAGGAGUGGUUCCAGAUGGACUCUGAAUAUGACCUGCUUGGCCAAACGCUAGUCUUCAAGCUGCAGACUUUGACGCGCUUCAAGAACAAGACCGUGUUCUCUUCCGUGCAGACACUCGGUAAGGUCGAGCUGGAGUUGCCCUCAAAGGAGAUCAUCCAGGUCGCCUCCGUCGAGUACGAGGCCGGAACGUCAUACGGUAACCCAGUCCUAGAUUACCUGCAACGCAACGGUCAAGCCCUGGACCAGCCAGUCAACUUCGAGAACCCGAUUCCUCUCAACGGCAAGACCCCGCUCAUCCUAAAAGCGCCAUCUACGAACGAGACGUACGCCCGCGUUUCUGGCGACUACAACCCCAUCCACGUGUCUCGUGUUUUCUCCAAGUACGCCAACUUGCCUGGCACCAUUACGCACGGCAUGUACUCCAGCGCUGCCGUGCGCAGCCUCGUCGAGACCUGGGCAGCCGAGAACAAUGUUGGCCGUGUACGCAGCUUCCACGCUUCGCUCGUAGGUAUGGUACUGCCCGAUGACACGAUCGAGGUCAGGUUGCAGCACGUCGGUAUGGUUGCAGGCCGCAAGAUUGUCAAGGUCGAAGCCAGCAAAGCGGAGACUGAAGAGAAGGUGCUGCUUGGGGAGGCUGAGGUUGAGCAGCCGGUCUCGUCGUAUGUCUUCACCGGUCAAGGCUCGCAAGAGCAAGGUAUGGGUAUGGAUCUUUACAACAGCAGCGCGGUGGCGAAGGAGGUUUGGGAUCGCGCUGACAAGCACUUCCUUGACAAUUAUGGCUUCGCCAUCACCAACAUCGUCAAGAACAACCCUAAGGAACUUACAAUACACUUCGGUGGCGCUCGCGGCAAGGCUAUCCGUCAGAACUACAUGUCCAUGACCUUCGAGACUGUUGCUACAGAUGGCACUGUCAAGUCGGAGAAGAUUUUCAAGGAGAUCGACGACACCACAAGCUCCUACACCUACCGGUCACCGACAGGACUGCUCUCAGCGACGCAAUUCACCCAACCCGCCUUGACGCUCAUGGAGAAGGCUUCUUUCGAAGACAUGCGCGCCAGAGGCCUUGUACAGAGCGACAGCAGCUUUGCUGGCCACUCGCUUGGCGAAUACAGUGCCCUCGCCGCCCUCGCUGAGGUCAUGCCCAUCGAGAGCUUGGUCUCCGUCGUGUUCUAUCGGGGUCUGACGAUGCAGGUCGCUGUCGAGCGUGACGAGCAGGGCCGGUCUAAUUACUCCAUGGCCGCUGUCAACCCGUCCCGUAUCAGCAAGACCUUCAAUGAGCAAGCUCUGCAGUAUGUCGUAGAGAACAUCUCCGAAACGACUGGCUGGCUGUUGGAGAUUGUCAACUUGAACGUGGCAAAUAUGCAGUAUGUCUGCGCUGGCGACCUCAGGGCUCUAGACACCCUGACGAACGUCCUGAACUACCUCAAGGCGCAGAAGAUUGAUAUCCAACAGCUCAUGCACACCAUGAGUCUUGAGGAUGUCAAAAGCCAUCUGGUGGACAUCAUCAAAGAGUGCGCCAAGCAGACCGAGGCCAAGCCGAAGCCCAUCGAGCUUCAGCGCGGCUUCGCCACCAUCCCACUCAAGGGCAUCGAUGUGCCCUUCCACAGCACCUUCCUACGGUCCGGCGUCAAACCCUUCCGGUCUUUCUUGCUCAAGAAGAUCAACAAGACGAGCAUUGACCCGGGUAAACUGGUGGGCAAGUACAUCCCGAACGUCACUGCGCGACCGUUUGAGAUUACGAAGGAGUAUUUCGAGGAUGUGUAUCGCCUGACGAAUUCGCCGCGGAUUGGUAAUAUCUUGGCGAAUUGGGAGAAGUAUGAGAAUGAAGAGGAGCCGCGGCCGAGGAUCGGGAGUGUGGCGGUGCCGACUUCGUGA